GUAUAUGCAGCCCAAAAAUACAAACCCGCAGACAGAUGCAUGAAGCCUGUCUUGACAAUAACACCCGAAAGUGUAAAAAUACAGAGACACUUUCCCUCUGACCCUCUUGCUAUGCUUCCCCCACUCCCUGAUACCCAAUCGACAUUUAUCCCUGGAAAUCAGCUCACCUUGGAAAGAUUUGCAGAACUGAAAAUAAACAAAUACAGAUUUCUUUGGCCUGAAGAAGAAAAACUCAUGGCAUGGGUCCUUCAUACCCACAAACAAGCAUUUGCUUGGAACAAGCAAGAAAUGGGUUUAUUUUGCAGUGAUUACUUCAACCUGGUCUGA
Molecule: messenger RNA, 327 nt
Organism: Dacryopinax primogenitus
Lineage: Eukaryota; Fungi; Basidiomycota; Dacrymycetes; Dacrymycetales; Dacrymycetaceae
Exons: 1
Source: RefSeq, a predicted model, not a curated record